Molecule: messenger RNA, 6081 nt
Organism: Diuraphis noxia (Russian wheat aphid)
Lineage: Eukaryota; Metazoa; Arthropoda; Insecta; Hemiptera; Aphididae
Source: RefSeq, a predicted model, not a curated record
ACAGUGAUUAUAGUCCGUGUCCCGCUCAAAUUUUAUCACUUGACUACUUGAGAGUUGAGACUUGAUUCUCGUUACUCGUUAGCGAUAUGCAUUAUGCUGCCAAAUUCCAAUUUCCAACGUGUCUUGCGGCAAGCGUCGACCAUAAUAUAUAUUAUUGUUGUACAUCACUAUUCACUACAUCAGUUUUACAAUAAAUCUACAGCCAUGAUAUUAUUAUGGUUUAUAGGUCUCGGGUGAUGAAUGAUGACCGCCAUAAUUGAUAUUGUAUUAUUGUGGUCUAAUUUUAUACAAUAAUACGACGGUCAGAAAUAUUCUUCCACGCCCGCGAUAACACUGGAAUGUGCCGACUGUGGAUAAUAUUAUACAAAAUGCGCUUCUAAGUUCUAAUUAAUCAACUAAAUUUAGUUCCGAUUGUUUUGUGUCUUUGUAGUUCAACCUGGGUAUUUACCAUCGUUAAGACUGCUAUGUUUUAUAUUAAUAAUGUUGUAGUUUAGCGCUUAUGACUUUAGAGGCAACUAUUUUUAAAUCAUUUAUUCAAACCAAUAUAUUAUCGUUUAAUUUUAAUAAUCAUUCGUAUAAAUCUACAAAUGGCGAAUCGCGAUUCGAUUUUCAGUUUUCGCUUUUAACUCUCAGUAUUUUCAGGCAUUUAGACAGAUUUUAAAAAAUUCCCAUUCAGCAUUCAUUGCGAUUAUUGUGAUGUUUUUGAAGCACACGUGUACAAUUAUGGUUAUUUGUUACUGAAUGUGAGACUAUAAUAGACCCGUAUUUUUGGCUACUGCGCGAAAGAACAGAAGUAAAAUAUAACAACUGAAUAAAUUAUGAAUAAAUCAUUAGUUCCUCAAAAGUUUACUAAUAAUGACCUUUAUAUCACUCAUGCUGAAUUUCAAGGAUGUUUCAUAAAAGUUUGGGCAAACUUUUACUCCCAAAAGAGAACAAAUUUAGAAAAAAACGUACAAAACUAUGAAAAUUAUUCAAGGGAAUGUAAUACAUUGGACUUAUUUGGAAACAAGUUAUAUGUAUAUACUUGGAAAAAUGACUAUGAAUCAAGAGUUUAUAGAUGUCGGAUUAUAUAUACAGAUUUAGUAGCCAAAACUCACACUAUAGUCCUUAUAGAUUAUGGCAGGACUAUGGUGGCUUCAUAUUUUGAUGUAAGAGAAGUAAUCCAAGAUGUAGAUCCAUCUUUUUUAAUUGAUUUGUGUCAAAGAGCUACAGUAUACACAUUUUUGCUGAGUACAUACAUAAGUAAACCAAAAUCAAACAAUGAAUUAGUUAAUAUUUUAUGCAAUAAAUAUUACAAAUAUCGAAGAGAUUUUGAAGUUGGUGGAAUCACAUUUAUAUCAUUAUUUGGUGUUGACAAAGUUUUAGUUGACAAAGGCAUAGCAGAUAAUAUUAAUUUGGCUACAAUGAUCACCAUUGCUAAAAGUUUGGAAUCAACAAUUGAGUUUAAUAAUAAAAACGACACGAUCAACCAUUUCCCAAUUAAUAGUAAACCUUUUAGCUUUGGUUCUUUUCUACGAUCUCAACGUUUAGAUUAUGUUACUUUGAUAAACAUAAGCGUCACUAAAGUUGUUAUAGACAACAUUUCAAUUCUAUUAACGGUUCGGACACUUGAUAAUGAAUCUGAAGCAUUAACCAAUAUGUUAAAUUCAAUUGAUAGGCAAAAUUUAAAAUUAGCACCUGUUCUUGAAGUUUAUACUCCUUGUUUGAUUGUUUUACAUAACAAAUUGGUUAGAGCUAUAAUCUUAGAAGUAAAAAUAGAUAAAUUGUAUAUUGAUCUAGUUGAUUAUGGAAUUAAAGAAUUGGUGCCUAGGACUGCAGUCUUUGAAAUACCUUCUAAUUGCUUUUUAAUUGAAAUGCGAUCUUUGAAUGUGAUAGUAGACAAGCCGAAAGAUACUAUUGUAGAUCAAAAUAUGUUUAUUCAUAAAUAUUUUCAAAUGUUACCAUUGAAAAUUGAUCCUAAUUUUGGUUUAUACAAAGUUAAGUUAUUUAAAAAAAAUAACGAAGAGCAUAUUGAUGUAUGCAAAGCUUCAAACAAUACAUAUGAUUCAAUAUCUUCAAAGUCGCAAGAAAUUUUUUCAAUAACAGAGAUAAGUGAUGAGAUUAAAAGCAUUGAAAAUUGUACAACUCCAAUAAAUCAUUUUAAUGGAAUUCAAAUAGAAAAUGAAAUAGUAAGCAAAAAUUCGAAAAUUAAAGAAAGCUCAGAUUCAGAAAUUAAAGAAAUCAUAGAUCUGGAAGUGGUGGAAAAAGAACCAGAAGUUACAAGACAAGUAUUUCCAAUAAUGGUUUUAAAGAAAGAAACUUUAAAUGAGGCACAAGAAAUUAUUGGUUCAUUGAUUCAUUACAAAUCACCAUUUGACUUUAGUGUGAGACUAUACAAUCCAAAUUUUGAACCUCAUAUGGAUCAUAUUAAAUCCGUUUUAGACUCUCGUUGUGUUUUAAAAAAAUACGAUCUUGUGAAAAAUAUGUAUGUUAUUUGUCAGAUUCAAUCAGAUUCUAUAUAUCGUGCUAAAAUAAUUGAUAUGGAUUCUAAAAUUGAAAAUAUAAAAUUACAAUUAAUUGAUGAAGGAGAUAAAAUAAUCAAUGAAUAUUUUGACAAAAUCAUAUUGUACAAUUUUGUUGAAAGUGAUUGUAAUGUACCUGGGCAAUUAGUAAUGCAUUGCUCAUUAUAUGACAUGUGGUUCCCCGUUAUAAAUACUGAUACUACGUUAAUGUUACAACCACACUUUAAAAUAAGUAAACUGUAUAAGGUAUUGAUCGUAAAAACUAACGAAUCUGGUACUAAAGUAGUGCAGUUGAUUCAUAAAGAUACCAAUGUGGAUGUUUCGAAUGCUAUACUUCAGUCAGGAAUUGGGCAACGUUUAAAUGCUGCUAUGAAAACUGAUGAAAAUCCAUAUGAAGAAAACCUAUUAAUCGGUCAAUGUUUUCUAUCAUAUGUCUAUAAUUACCAUUUAAAAAUUAGAAUUCAACCAGAACCAAAUACUGUUGAUGAAUUAGAAGACGAAAUUGCAAAACACAUUAAUGAAAACCCUGACUCUGAAUUAAUGGAUAUCAAUCACUUACAAAAUACAUAUUGUUUGGCAACUGUUGAUAACAAGCAUUGGUAUAGAGCUUAUAUUAAAAACAUAAAUGAAGAGUCCAUCAUAGUUAACAUGUUCGAUAUUGGUUUAUUGACUGAUGUUUCAUUAAAUCAGAUUCGACCAAUUACUAGUAAUUUAUUGAGAAGACCUCAACUUUGUUUAAAUUGUCACUUGGAAAGUAAAGACUUGGACAUCAAAAUUACUGAAAAAACAUUGUAUAAAAUAACAGUAAAAUCUAUUGAUCCCAAAGGAAUGUUAUGUAUAAGUAUAAAAGAACAUUAUUCUGUUCCACUUUCCACUCCAAUUGUUCGGGGUAUUGAGAAAAUAUCAUUUUUACACGUUGAUGGUGAUUUGACUUACAUGCAGAGAUCUCAAGAUAUAUCAAUGGUUGAAAAAAUAUCUGAAAAUCUAUCAAAACUUUCUGGUAAAUUAGGAAGCAAAACUUCCAUAGUACCGGGAGACAUAACCAUGUUUGAAAGCCAUGGUAAAUAUUAUAGAUGUGUAGUUAAAUCAAUUAAUUCCAAAUUGGCAGUUGUACAUUGCAUUGACUUUGGUUAUGAAAAGCAAAUAGAAAAGAAAAAGUUGCAAUGUUUAGGCCAUACUAAAAUUGCAUUGUUACCAGCACUCGUCAUCACUGUUAAAACAUUUCCAAUGGCAUGUAACAUGUCUAGAACAAUGUUCCUAGCUAAUAUGCAUGUAGACCACAAUGGAACACUUAAUGCGUUGCCGAACAAAAUGACACCAGUGCAAUCUCAAAACAAAUUAAUGGAAACCCUUGAAAAUGGUUGUGUAGUGAGAGUCACAUGUAUUAACUCAAGCAGUGACUGUUGGAUUGUUCCUCAUUUACUUAAUGAAAAGCUAGAGAUUAUUUCUGAGGUUCUUAUGAAAAUGCAAUCAAAAAUGAUACCAGCUAUAACUGAAAUUGGUUCAAUGUGUGCUGCAUUACAUUCAGUAACCAAAAAAUGGCACAGAGCUUUGAUAUUGGAUGUUGAUGGAAGUUCUGAAAAUGUUUUGGCAAUAGAUUCAGGUGAAAAAUUCAAAGCGUUGAAAACCACUAAAUUAGUUAGUGAAAUUCAAAAAAUACCAAAUUGUGCCUUGCACUGUCAAGUUGUGUCAAAUGUUGAUAUUAAUACACUUUUAAACAGAGAUGUUGAAUGUAAGCUGAUGUCUUAUACUCAAUCGCUACUUGAGGUGAAAUUAAUUGCAAAUUACAUCAACGAACCUGAAGUUACUUCUACUGUGUCAUCUAUGGAGUGGUAUAUUGCCAUCAAUAGGUUUGAAUCAUUCAACGAGUUCUAUGUAAAAAAAGUUGAUUAUGAAUGUGGUUCAAAUAAUAAUAAUGUUGAAACACAAUUAAAUUAUAUUGCUAAUAACUUAGAAGAUUUUCCAAAGCCACCACCUAUUGGUACAUUAGUGGCAGCAUUGACUGAUAAAAAUAAUGGUUUAUGGUAUAAAGCUGAAGUGUUGAAUCCCAUUAAAACAAAUCUAGUUGUUCGGAUCAUUAGUGAUGGCACUGUUUGUAAAGCAAUACAAUUAAAAGUUCUCCCAUGUAUCUUUAGUGAUGAAAAAUUGUACUUUCGCUGUUGCCUAGAUCAAGAAAUUGUGGAUGUUAACAUAAAUGAUCCCUUAAAUUUUGAUAUUAUCUCAGAUAUGAUGACAAAAUAUAAAUGGAUUAUGACAACAACAAGUAACACUGAACCAUAUAAAGUGACAUUGACUUAUGAUGGUGUAGAUUGUUUAGAUAUGUUAUAUACAGUUUUAACUAUAGAUCACCAUGACACUUCUAACAACAGUAAAAUGUCUGAAAGUAGGCCCAUUUUGAGCAACAUUGAACUUAAUGGCGAUCAUGCAAAACCAACUUUGGAAAAUCCCUUAAAUAACAUUCCUGAGAAAAAAAUUCAUGAAAUUGAUUUGGUUAUACCUGAAGUAGAAAUAGUGGUUAUAAAAUAUGUUGAGACAUUCCAAUAUUUUUAUGUGCACUCUGAGAGUCUGUCAAUGUUGUAUAUGAAACGAAUCUCUGAAGACCUAGAUUUGAGCAUAGUUGAAUUAUCUUUAAAUGAUUGUAUGGUUGGUUCCAUUGUUGUUACAUUAAGUACUUAUUUUAACUGUUGGUGUAGAGCUAAAAUAGAAAUAAUCACUGAUAGUAUCAGUGCUAAAUGUUAUCUAUUAGACUUUGGUGAAUAUGAAGAUUGUACUGAAUUCUAUAAGCCAACAGAAUUCCUUUGCAUGUGCCCUCCAUUGGUAAGACGCUGUUCAUUAUAUGCUCCAAAGUUGGCUGGCCAAGAAAAUGAAAUUUGGUUUCCCAAUAUUAAUGACAUGUUUAAAGACAUUACAUCAAUUGAUGGUGUUAAGUUUAAUAUGGUUAUAAAAACCCAGGGAGAUCCUUGUGUGGUAUCUUUGCAGCUAGAAGAUUCUGACGUUGGUGAAAUGAUGUAUCCUUUAUAUGUCCAAUUAACACAUGUUAAAUCUUUUACCGAUUUCAAAAUAAAAGCAAUAUCUACCGAUCAGAAAUGUAUGAACCAACUGUUGGAAAGGUAUAUGGAUACAGCAGAUAUGUUGGAGGUGCAAAACCCUAUAGUUGGCGAGUUGUAUCUCACUAAAAUCAAUUCAAAAUAUGUACGUGUGAAGUUGGAAUCAUUUAGUGAUUGUAAGUAUUUAGUCGUUGACAUAGAUGAUACUUUGGAUAUGUUGUCUGUAGCAAAUUUAUAUGAACUACCAGAAAGUAUAAGCAAAAUUCCGAUGUUAUGCAUGACCUGUUCCUUGAUUCUUGAUGGCAAAAAAGAAAAUUAUAGUUUGAGUAACUUCCAAAAGUUGGCAAACCCCAAUGUUACAUUUGUUAUGUGCAUCAUUACUGAGAAUGAUGGUACAUCACCAAAUCAAGUUAAACUUUAUAUUGACAACAAAGACGUUCUUGAUCUUAUAAGACUACAAUAAAUUAAGUGUUCAUAAAUUAGAUUUUUAAGUACAACAUCUUUUAGUGUUUAAUUUAUUUCUACAAAAUAUA